CUUCAGACUGUCGAUGUACUGGUGGCGAGGGGUGCAGAUGAUCCGAUAAUCGUCAUCACACCCUUCCACCUUGGUCCAAUCACCGUUGGACGAGGUUUGUUUAGUCUCACUGGUCGAUUUCCCUCUUCUCCAUGUCUUCCAUCGGGCAAAUGUGUCGAAAAGUUCACUUUAGUUCUGGAAGGCUUGUCGAGUCUGUUCGCCACCCGAUUGUAUACUGGAAUGAAUGGGUGCAGAGCAUUUCUUCGCGAGACACUUGUCGUCGGCAGGCAUAGACUGAAGCUGGAACACAUAUCGAUAGACUCUCAGAACCGAACCACAAACUACGGGCAAGAGAUCUACCAGGAAAACAGCACCCAUGGCACUCACCAGAUCUACCGAUCCACUGGUCUGGAUUGACUGUGAGAUGACCGGUCUCAAUCCCGCAAAGGAUACAAUCAUGUCCAUAUCGUGCAUCAUCACCACUGCCAACCUCGCCCCGCUGGACACAGAAGGCUUCCACGCCGUGAUAUUCCACAGCCCGGAACAACUCUCGAGAAUGUCCGAGUGGUGCGUCAAGACGCACGGCGAGACCGGCCUGACACAGGAAUGCCUAGCUUCGUCGACCAGUGCUGAAGACGCCGCCGCCCGGCUGCUCGCAUAUAUCAAACACUACAUCCCCGAACCAGGCCGGGCUCUUCUGGCAGGGAACAGUAUCCACGCCGACCGUGCUUUCUUGGCCGUGCCGCCUUGGAACGUCAUCCUGGAGCAUCUCCAUUACCGGCUGUUUGAUGUCUCGGCCAUGAAGGAGAUGGUGCGACGCUGGGCGAGCGAAUCCGUGUUGAUGGCAGCCCCAAGGAAAGAACUCCGACAUACUGCCCGAGCCGAUGUCCUGGAAAGCAUACAGGAGGCGCAGUAUUACAAAGGCUUGAUCGAGGGGAUGGGUCUGGUUAUGCCUGUCUCUGCACCGUCGAUGCCGAUCCAGCCACAGCCACAGCCGCUCAUGCCCGCUCCAGGCACAAAGCAAGGCCAAGAAGCUCUCGACAUGCUCCGCAACAGCGGCACGCUCAUAGGCGACGUCGGAGAUCUCGACCCGGGCUUCAGAACCGAUAUACCGUGAUCAGUAACGGGCCUGUCGUCGCGCCGACUUCCCACCUCAGUCCCCGCACAGUCACACGAGCGAACCCGAACGUCUAGAAAGGAUGUUCUCACCCAUCCGUCGCCAAUCUCAUCUUUCGUCACUCGAAACAGUUUUCUUGCAUCCGUCAGCUGACAUGUCCCAAAGACCUCCGGGCUGCGAUGCCUGCACCAUAUUCCAUACCGGCUACGCCAAGCGAUAUCGAGGUCCGUGGAUAGAGAGGUAGACAAUUGCUAUACACGAAGCGCAGAGGAAAAAAAACAACCCCCCCAAAUCAAUACCAGACUACUGUUAAAAUAUUAUUUACCGCAAAUCCAAAGGAACAGGAUACCAAAACCAAGGUCCAAGUUCAAACGCCAUGGCGAUCUCAUAUUCGCCGAAUGAUAGGGUAGGGAGAAUAUAAGCGAGAGAGAAAGAGGUGCUUGUUCCAUAGUAUUGUGAACAGCAGAGUAUACCAAAAACUCAUCGCUGCGAAAUAAGGAUAUCAUGGCCAUCUCUCUGAAAUAGAGAAGGUAAAGAGAUACAGAUCAUGGAUAUUGUAACAUAUAUGGUAACAACAG
Cladophialophora immunda is the source of this 1674-nucleotide messenger RNA. RefSeq lists its product as uncharacterized. NCBI's taxonomy places the organism in Eukaryota, Fungi, Ascomycota, Eurotiomycetes, Chaetothyriales, Herpotrichiellaceae. Gene Ontology annotation, cellular component: mitochondrion. The record is from RefSeq and is a predicted model, not a curated record. The transcript has 3 exons. Gene Ontology annotation, molecular function: 3'-5'-RNA exonuclease activity; nucleic acid binding. Bases 356 to 1096 code for a protein of 246 amino acids.